GUAUUUUUCGUAUUUUAUCUCGGAGAAAAAAUAUUUUCUCAUGUAACUUUUUUUAAUGUAUUCCUUGUAUAAUUAGAAUUUGACAUAGAGUGUAUAUAUAUGUAUAUAAUGAAUAUAUAUGGAGUCGUGUUCUGAUCAAAGUUUCAAAGUUCGUUUUAAUUUGUUGUACGCGCUUCAUAAAACAAGUUCUACAAUUUUUCUACAAGUUUAAUGUCAAUAUAAACAACAAUGGCGAUGUUGUGCUCGAGAUUACUUGCAAAUGUCAAUAAUGUGUCUAGAGGUACUGCCAGCCGUCACAUUGCCUCACUUUCUAUGUUGCCAGAUACGUAUCAGAUGUUAUACAAAACAUGCAGAGACUUUGCCGAAAAUGAAUUGAAACCCAUUGCAGCAGAGGUUGAUAAGAAACAUCUCUUUCCAAAAGAACAGAUCAAGAAAAUGGGUGAACUGGGUCUCAUGAGUUUGUGCAUUCCCGAAGCAUUAGGUGGCACAGGACUAGAUACCCUGGCCUAUGCUAUAGCCAUGGAGGAAAUUUCAAGAGGUUGCGCAUCUGCUGGAGUUAUAAUGAGCGUAAACAAUUCUCUCUAUCUAGGUCCUAUAGACUAUUUCGGGACUGACAAGCAGAAAGAAAAGUACAUUACCCCCUUUGUGACUGGAGAAAAGAUUGGUUGCUUUGCGCUGAGCGAACCAGGCAAUGGAUCCGAUGCUGGUGCUGCAUCUACUGUCGCUAAGGCAGACAGAAACACUUAUAUAAUUAAUGGCACCAAAUCGUGGAUAACGAAUGCAUACGAAGCCAAAGCAAUAGUUCUCUUCGCGACGACCGACAAGUCUAAAAAACACAAAGGUAUAAGCGCUUUCAUAGUCGAUAAACCGACAACCGGUUUGAGUUUGGGCAAAAAGGAGGACAAAAUGGGUAUACGAGGAAGUAGUACUUGUUCCUUGAUCUUUGAAGACUGUCAAGUAUCAAGAGAUAACAUCUUAGGCGAACCAGGAAUGGGCUUUAAAAUCGCGAUGAUGACUUUAGACAGUGGCAGAAUAGGAAUUGCCGGACAAGCUUUGGGCAUAGCUCAGGCAUCCCUGGAUUGCGCGAUAGAUUACGCAGCGAAACGCCAAGCCUUUGGUCAGCCUAUCAUGAAACUGCAGGCGAUUCAACAAAAAAUUGCCGACAUGGCUCUGAAACUGGAAAGCUCGAGGUUAUUGACAUGGCGAGCGGCGCAACUCAAGGAUAACGGCAAGUCGUAUACAAAGGAAGCCGCUAUGGCAAAACUUUCCGCAUCAGAAACCGCCACAUUCUGCGCUCAUCAAUGCAUACAGAUUUUGGGAGGGAUGGGAUACGUAUCAGACAUGUCAGCGGAACGUCAUUACAGAGAUGCACGUAUCACGGAGAUCUACGAGGGCACGUCGGAGAUCCAGAGACUCGUGAUCGCCGGAAAUCUUAUCAAAGAGUAUGGUCUCUGAAUCGAGAUCGCAUGACUCGUACAUAUACGUAAGAUAAUCCUCCUUUUUGGUAUUUUUUUUUCUUUUUAUACUCAAAUCUCAAAAUAUAUAUAUUUUGAAUGUACUGUAUUUAUAUUAAAUUGUAUAUAUAUUCAAUUAUAUAUAUAUAUAUAUAUAUAUUUUUUUUUAUAUAUGAAGAAAUAUUGAAAUAAAUUUCAGAUACUAUGCCUUCUAAUUUUAUUAACUUUUGACUAAAUAUACGUGACUGGAUCGAGAGCAUACGCACAUACGCGCACACACAUACACAUACACGUAUGUGUGCAAAAAAAAGGAAACACAUAUACAUGUGUGCAUAUAUACAUAUAUACACAUACACAUUGUUAGCCCUUUGGCAGCGAUACGGAAUUUUCUCUCCACGACUUUUCUCUACCCUGCUUGUCAUACAUCUCAGCAACAGCUAGAGUCUAUCUAUUUAAGUAACUGUAAUCGCAUAGGAUAACAGUCGUAGUAGUGUAAACCCGCGCACAAAUGUGAAACUCCUGUCUAUCGAAACGGGCGACGCAAUCGUGGAACAAAGAUUCGUUAAAGUUAUAGCAUGUUUAAACGACUGAUCUAUUUUUCCUUGUUGAGGAAAUAGCGAAUAAAUUUAUGUGUCCAGUUUUCUCUCUCUUUCUCGCGCGCGUGUAUAUCUAAUAUAUCGAAUACAAAUAUCUAUUAUGUGCAUCAUCGUGGCUACCACUGUUUGUAAGUGAAUACGAAGAUAAAGCUAUGUCUUAGACUAUGACUCUAUUUGCCUUCCAAAAUAAUACAGAGAAUACAUUUAUUUUGUGCAAAUGACAGUUAAAUUAUAUAUUUUAUUACUGUUUUUAAUCUUUAAUCACAUUUUUAAUUAGAGAUCCUAUCGCUAUGUGAGAACGCUGCUGUUACGAUUGCAUAUUUAUUUAACCCAUUAAAAGACGUUUACUCCCACAAAAAAAUACGCAAGUUUCAAGAUAUCUAGCAAUUCUGUUCUCGUGUCGACAGAAAUGCGCCAUUACAUAAACACUUAUCACUUGUCGCAUAUCUUUUUUCGAUAUAUUAAGAAAAAGAAAAUUGCGAAUCUAAGCAUAAUUGUGUCGCUUGUAAUGAGUUUACGAGCAGCGUUCCAGAAUACUUCGUCGGUUGUACUCGGAGAUCCAUUGGAAUGCAAAGAAACAUUACAUAUAAUGCCAUUUGAAUUCGAAUUUCAUUGCCAUGUUUUUUUUUUCUUUCUUUUUAUAUACAAUAACGCACCCUUUCAUGCUGUUCACCCGUUGUCACCAAUAUUGAAAUAGCCUAAAACUGCUUCUCUACAUAUGUGUGUAUAUGUAUAU
This is a messenger RNA of Formica exsecta, 2786 nucleotides long. It is a transcript of the gene Arc42, whose product is annotated as short-chain specific acyl-CoA dehydrogenase, mitochondrial. Gene Ontology annotation, cellular component: mitochondrion. Gene Ontology annotation, molecular function: flavin adenine dinucleotide binding. The record is from RefSeq and is a predicted model, not a curated record. Gene Ontology annotation, biological process: fatty acid beta-oxidation using acyl-CoA dehydrogenase; butyrate catabolic process. The transcript has 5 exons. Bases 229 to 1455 code for a protein of 408 amino acids. NCBI's taxonomy places the organism in Eukaryota, Metazoa, Arthropoda, Insecta, Hymenoptera, Formicidae.